Phasianus colchicus (ring-necked pheasant) is the source of this 4616-nucleotide messenger RNA. It is a transcript of the gene ATP1B4, whose product is annotated as ATPase Na+/K+ transporting family member beta 4. Gene Ontology annotation, biological process: potassium ion transport; regulation of DNA-templated transcription; sodium ion transport. The record is from RefSeq and is a predicted model, not a curated record. NCBI's taxonomy places the organism in Eukaryota, Metazoa, Chordata, Aves, Galliformes, Phasianidae. Gene Ontology annotation, cellular component: sodium:potassium-exchanging ATPase complex; nuclear inner membrane.
GUUGCAGCACAGAGCUGACUUCACCCAUAACAGCUCUGUGCAGCUCCUUGUGGCUGCCCAUCAGUCUCUGCAUGCUGCCCACCCUCAGCACCCUGCAGCAGAGAUGGCCUGGCCAGCUGCCCCGGCCCCCUCUGCUCGCUGCCAAGCCAGCAGCAAGGGACCUUCACUGGGUGCUGGAUCUGCAACACUGAGCCCUGUGUUCCCCGUGCCAUAACUCUUUCAUUUAAUGAGGAGGAGAGUGGGAGUAGGGAGAACACUUUUUUCCUUCUCCUCCUCCUCCUCCUCUUCAUCAUUUGUCCCUGCAGGUGUCCUGGCAGCUGCCUGCAGAGCAAACCCAUGUCUCUCCCUGUUUCUCACUGCUUUGCAGUGUCUGUAUAUAUAAGCAGAGUUCAGUCCCCUCCGUUCAGAGGCAUUUCUGAGCCAGAGUUUCUGCUGAGCCGUUGGCUGUGUCCUCAGACAACCAGCAGGGUAUAAAUACAUUGCUGGGCCAACAGGUGCCCACGGCCAGCGGGUUUCCAUGGCCCUGAGCACAAACACAGUGCCAGUGCUAGUGCAGCUGCUGCGGGGCUGCACUCACGGCAAGCUUAUGGAAGUAGGCACAGCCAGAGCCAGCCAGCAGCACUGAGCCCUGUGCUACUGCACGGGCAGAUGACAGACUGCAUCCAGGUUCUGUUUUGUGUGCCUUCCAUCUGGUGUCCUAAUCUAGCAUCCAACCUUGAAACAAAGACUGCUCACCCAAGGCUAGGCAGCUUUGGGAAGAAAUGCAUCCCACUGCCCAAACUCUGCCCCCAGGUCACAUCGAGCCCUGAGCUGCCAGCAGUGUCUGUACCCUGCCAAGAGAAAUAAAGUGGAUGGUCUCUUAAACAAUGCUGCCUGGUGUUGUCUGCAGUAACACGGAAAACAUGGGCUUGUGAUAAGAGAUGGUGUAGACAUAUGGGAACAGCCCCAGCUCUCCCCACUUGCAGGCUGUCCCGUAGCUGUGUCAAAAAGACAAAGCUCUGUACACGUGGGGACAGGAGGGUGGCACAUGGGGUGAUGUUGUGCCAUGGGAAAAUGAAUGCUAGGAUCUCGGUGAGCCUCUGUCACAACAGCCCAAAACUGCCUCUCCUUAACUCAAGAGUGAUGAUGGGAAAAUGGAAAUUUGAAACAUUUCCAGCUAUUAAGUGCUUUUGCAUUUAUUUUUGGCCAAUGAGAUGCUCAGGCUGCCUGUGGGGGCUGUGCUCUGUAACUCUUCCAGGAAAAUAAGCAUGAAGAGAAAGUGCAGGAUCCUGACAGAAGGGAGGCAGAGACCAAGGCAGAGAUGGGGAACAAAACAUGGGCAGACCUGGCCGGGGAGAUGAAGACUUUCCUGUGGAACCCAGAGGAGAGAACCUGCAUGGGGAGAACAGCCAAGAGCUGGGGCCUGAUCUUACUGUUCUACUUCAUCUUCUACACGUGCCUGGCAGGGAUGUUUGCCUUCUGCAUGUAUGUGAUGCUGCUCACCCUGAGUCCCUACACACCCACCUACCGGGACCGUGUGUCUCCACCAGGAGUAAUGAUCAGACCAUACCUGAACGGCUUUACUAUUGCCUUCAACGUCUCCAAGCCCAGCACGUGGCAGCCAUAUGUGGACAGCAUGCACCAGUUCCUAGCAGCUUAUGAUGACAAAGUUCAAGAGGAGAAGAACAUCGAGUGCGUCUCAGGACAGUACUUCAUCCAAGGGGGCAACGACAGUGAGGAGAAGAAGGCCUGCCAGUUCAAGCGCUCACUGCUGCAGAACUGCUCAGGGAUCGAGGAUCCGACAUUUGGCUUCUCUAAGGGCCAGCCCUGCAUCCUGCUGAAGAUGAACCGGAUCAUAGGCUACCGCCCUGGUGCUGGGGUCCCUGUGAACGUGGACUGCAAAGUGCAGAAAGGCAAUGAGAGCGAUCUGAGGUCAGUGGACUUCUACCCUGGAAACGGCACAUUUGACCUCAUGUAUUACCCCUACUACGGCAAGCUUACGCACGUCAACUACACGUCCCCCCUGGUGGCCAUGCACUUCACAGACGUGAAGAGGAAUAGUUUGGUCCACAUUCAGUGCAAGCUGAACGGGAAAGGAAUCAUCAAUGACGUUAACAGCGACCGCUUCCUGGGCCGGAUCAUCUUCACACUCAGCAUUGGAAAGUAGCCAGCAAACACAAGGCGUGAGGUUAAGUCAGUCAGAGGCUUUUCCUUUUUAAAACAUAAAGACAGCAUUUUUUUUUUUUUUUUUCCACUAGGAAAUUUUUGUUAACUUAUUCUUUUCUUUUUUUUUUUAUAGUUAGGAAACAAAUGAGAUGCAGUAGCAUCUUUCAGCAUCUGAUAAAUCACAAUUAGUAAAUAUUGAAAGUUACACCUUGGGCAGAGAACUUGCAAAAGUAUUUCAGUUUUUAUUAGAAGAACCCUGGUACCUGAACACUGUUUCCAUAAGAUCAUGUGACCUGUUUUAAUCUUUACAAUAGUUUUAGUGCACUUCUCAGGCAAUAGCUAACGAGAUGGUGGCUUAUCAGUACUAUUCCUGUUCAAGUACCAAACAGCAAACGUUCUGGAUGAUGCUUGCGAUGACAGUUAACAAAAUACAAUGGCAAACCUUAAAGUGCCACUGGGACUGCUGGCAGCAGCAGCACCCUGCCUGCAGCUCUGCCCACCCGGCCCAUACAGGGUGCUGCAGCCAAGGCUGCUUGGCCCCAUCCCCAACUCCUGGGCCAGCAGUGCAGCUGUGCCAGCCCUGAGAGGCCUCAACAAGGCUUCCUUGGUGUUAAGGAUGAUCACGUUGAUUGCUAUCUUUGUUCCAUAGGACAGCAAGGCACAGCAGUGAUUUCAGCAUCUAGGCAAACACUUUGUUUCUACAAGCACUCAGACUCACUUUAGUUUUGAUUGUUUGGAAAAUGAGAUUUUUUGUUAUACUCGCCUUCAUAUUUAACAUACAGAGGGCGUAUUUCUCCUCUCAGUUACAAUCAGGACAGGACACCUUAGGACCAUGCACUUAGGAAAGCACACUUAGUAAAACUACUGACUGAACGAGAGCAUUGUGGUAUGUUUGCCCUACAUCCUCGUCCAGAUACUUAAUCUGCCAUCACUGCUGAUCUAUAUAGGUCUCUAAGAAGCCCUUUUUUGUAUUUAUUAAAAAUAAAGUGACUACCGUCUAAUUAACUCUAUGGUAUCAUUCUUAAAACCCAAGUGGGAUUUGUGACUUCUGCCCCUUCACUGCUUGCAGGGGACCAACCUUCACAGCUGAGAGUACUGCGAGCAGUGAAUCCUGAGCACCAGUAAGCUCCCAGAGCCACAGAGCUCGGAAGCUCAGUGCAGAGAAAUCUCACACUAUGAUAUCACAGCUGACCAUUCAGCAACAGCUGUUUCUUAAAAACCAUCAAAAAUAUUAACCAGAGAAUAGCUUCUGCUGACAAAGACACUGCAGUGGCGCUGCUUUUGGCAUCAGAAAUAAGUUACGACCACAGGUAUCACAAUCACUGUAGGUCUGUUAAAGCACCCUUGCUUCUGCUGGAUCCCCAAGGGAAACAUCCCCUGUUGCUUCAGGCCAACCCACAGGGCUGCUGAGAAGCCCUGGGAAACGCACGUCUGCUUAUGCUAAAGCAGAACUGCACCACCAUCAGAGUUCAGCUGGUUUUCCAUACACGUUCUGCACUCAGCAGGUUCAUUCCAACAUCUGGAGAAUUGUAUACCAUAUCAUUGUAUGUAUAUAUGAUAUCAUCAAUGUAUAUCAUUCUUCAUACUACAGCCUUAAAGUGCCAGCUCAGUUUCUGAUCUCUAUUGAAGUCCAGAUUAGUCCUUUCUAUGCACAUAUAUAUGUAUAAAAUGUGUGUACAUCCAGGAAAUCGCCGUAUUUUAGCAAAAUAAUGCAGCAAGCGAUGCUGAAGUGGUGUGAGACAGUUUGAUCUACAACCUGAGCACAGAGCUGCAGCCAGAAUGCACUUGCUGCAGCAGAGCAGAGGGCCCAUCACUGGUAACUCCAGGCAGCUCCACGAGCCACCUCUGUCUGACCAACACACGCUGGUGGGAGCAAAGCAGCACUCAGCCACAGACCACGAGCUUCUCUUUUAGUACAGUUCUGGUAUGGAACACAGAACUGGAAAAAAAGAAGAGGAAAAGCAGCUUUGGACAAGUCAGGUGCUCUUUUCCUUUACAAGUCACUUUCUUUACUAUAGAGUUUCUGCUUCACGCUCACCAUUUCUCAUACCAGAGGUGUUGUGCUCUUACCCGGUUCAAAAUUUUGUUUGUGAGAGUAAUAAUUAGGAGGUUAAAGCCAGAUUAAUCCUAUAAAUAAAUUCCUAGACUGCAGCUUUUCAGCGAUCCCCUUUUUGCCAGUGAAACUGCAGGGAUCUCAGCACAAGGCGCCCUUCAUCCUCAGAACAUCCAAGCCUCAUGCUGGGGACUGGUGCUGCCUGGUCCCCUUUAGCACAGAGCCAGAGCUGAGGCAACCUGCUGCCAUUGAGGCUCCACCCUCCCAUCGUCAUUCCACAACUGAAUUCUUGAAAAGAAGAAGACAGCCAAAGAAAGCAACACAAAAUGUGAGCUUUAGUGGACUGCUGGCUUUCCUGAGCAGUGAGAGCCCUCCAGGACUGAGUCCCAUCUUAGCAAACAGGGGAGUUACAGGCACA